Molecule: messenger RNA, 1146 nt
Organism: Cylindrotheca closterium
Lineage: Eukaryota; Bacillariophyta; Bacillariophyceae; Bacillariales; Bacillariaceae
Source: the annotation of a GenBank genome assembly
AUGGCACAAGAUCCCCCACAGGAACAAUUGAAUCCCUUCAUUGAAAGAUGCAUGCCAGAACCUAGAGUGGUGAAUGUACUGUUGGAAGGGACAAAUGAAAUCCACCAAGUUGAGGUCUUUGUGGCAGGUAUGACGUUCCAACGUGCCUAUAUGGUUCCAGAUAUAAGGGAACCAACAGCUAUAAACCACGGUGGUCCUGACUGGGGGGCGGUAUCCUAUGGUUACACGUUAGAGAGGAUACAAGGAUAUGAACCACCAGUAUUUUUGUUUCCUUCAGAUGCUUCAGAAAGAAUUGAUGUCGCCAUUAAACGGUUAGACAAACGAAUAUUCGAACCACUCUUGGCUCAAAAUAGAGAAAAUCCCUAUCGAGAGAUUCAUCGAAUGCAAACACCAUCGCUGACGGAUGGAGGAUACGUUCACCCUUUGGUGGAGGCACUGGAAGAUGACCAUUACCUCUACAUAAUCACUCCGUUCGCCGAUGGUGGUGACCUUACGGAAAGCAUACCUCUCCAACCACAAGAGAAUAUGCCUGUCGAGCUACAAGCCUAUCAAGUAUACAAGCAAAUGUUGGAUGCUGUGAACCACAUACAUAAUAACCCACACAUCCGUGGUCAAUUUGGGAUUGGCCAUCGCGACAUUAAGGGAGGCAAUUUCUUUGUUUCCCAAGGCAGAAUACGCCUCGCUGAUUUUGCCAUGUCAUAUCCGAUACCGCCAGGUGAUCUGGUGAACCACAUGGGGGGCUUUGGAACUCCGGCAUACCUUCCGCCAGAGAUUGCACGAGAAGGAGAGUUUUCAGCAACAGGCUGCGAUUUAUGGGCAUGCACGGUGACACUGUUCAAUUUGGUCACUGGCAUGCCAGUAUACAUGAUGCCAAUUCCCACGGACAUUUUCUUUGUAUACAAUAUCAUGGCUCGAGGGUUGUCCAAUGAUCCCAACGGCGAAAUGGUUGAGGCACUUUUUGAUGAAGCCGAUGGCCGCGGAAGACAUGCGCUCCAAGAAAUGUGGCAACGAAUACAGGGCUUGAGCCCGCAAUUGCGGGACCUACUUUCGAAUGUUCUGGAGCUUGCCCCUGGCCAACGAUGGAAUAUGCAAGACGUGCAGAACUCGGCUUGGAUGCAGCUGUCCGCAGCAUUGCUAGGCGCAUAA